AUGUCACCUAGUACUAGAAAAAUUUUGUUUUCCUCUAUGCCCUGCUAUCUGGGGGCUCUCUCCUUUGGCUUUGUCAUAGGUUACACAUCUCCAUCCUUACCAAAGAUGCAAGAAAUAGAUGAGCCACUGUACAACAGCCCUAACUCUUCUGCCUGGUUUGGAUCGCUGGCCACCAUCGGGGGAAUGUUGGGAUGUCCACUGGCCGGCAUUUUAGUCGACAAGUUAGGUAGGAAGAAAUCAAUAAUGGCGUCGUCUCUGCCAUUUCUUAUUGGCUGGCUUGGCAUUGCUUGGGGAACUAGUUUGGACGUUCUUUACCUGGCAAGAUUGUUGACUGGUCUCGGUGGGGGCAUGGUGUGUGUGGUGAGUCCGUUGUACAUAUCUGAGACAUCCAGUAAAGAAAUCAGGGGCAAGUUAGGGACAGGGGUGCAACUAUUCGUCACCAUUGGUAUUGUAUUGGUGUAUGGUCUGGGUGUAUAUUAUAGCUGGAGGAGUUUGGCACUGUGGUGUUCUGCCCUGCCAGUUAUCACCUUGUUAUUCAGUUUCUACAUUCCUGAAACUCCGAGAUACUUAUUAGACCAAGGUAACAAAUCGGAAGCAUAUUUAGUUCUUCUGUCCAUACGGGAGACAAGUUCAGCAGCUGAGCUGGAGAUGGAUGAGAUGGUGGGAUUGGUGGAAGAAGAUGGCGGGAAACAGUCGACACGUCAGCAGCAGCAGCUCAGCAGCUUCUACAGUGACCUCAUGACCCCUGACCUCUACAAACCCCUCCUCGUUUCCAUCCUCAUCAUGGCGUUCCAGCAGCUGACUGGUAUCAACGUCGUCAUGUUCUACACGGUCUCCAUUUUCAUGGCCGCCGGAUUCGAAAAACAAAAUGGCGGACUGGCCACUCUGGCGAUUGGAUUAGUGCAGGUCGUGUUUACGUUCGCGUCGGCCAUGUUGAUGGAUAGGGCGGGAAGGAGGAUCCUGUUGAUGGCCGCCAGUCUAGGGAUGUGCGUUUCCUGUUUUGUCAUGGCCGCCUGCUAUCGGGGAAACGUCGGGGACGUAUCGUCCGUCGCUGCUUCGGUAAGCCAGUCAACCAGCACCUCCAACAUCGGACUGGCCGUCUUGAUCAGUCUGAUAGUUUACGUGGCCGCGUUUGCCCUCGGCUGGGGUCCAAUACCAAUGUUACUUACGUCUGAGAUAUUUCCUGCCAAGACUAGAGGGACUGCCAUGGGGCUAGCCACACUGAUGAAUUGGUUCAUGGCUUUCCUGGUCACUCUCUACUUUGAGGAUGUUAAGCAAAUGUUUGGCAUGGAUGGGGUGUUUGGAUUUUUCGGAGCGUGCAGCCUGCUAGCGACGAUGUACGUAUUCCUAUACGUCCCUGAGACCAAGGGCAAGUCCCUGGAGGAUAUUUCCGCCUUCUUUUUUACUCCCAGCAGGAUCAUUCGCAGCAUUUAAUUAAUUCCGUGUUUGU
This is a messenger RNA of Helobdella robusta, 1450 nucleotides long. RefSeq lists its product as hypothetical. NCBI's taxonomy places the organism in Eukaryota, Metazoa, Annelida, Clitellata, Rhynchobdellida, Glossiphoniidae. Gene Ontology annotation, biological process: carbohydrate transport; transmembrane transport. The transcript has 9 exons. Gene Ontology annotation, cellular component: membrane. Gene Ontology annotation, molecular function: sugar transmembrane transporter activity. The coding region runs from base 1 to 1434 and encodes 477 amino acids. The record is from RefSeq and is a predicted model, not a curated record.